CGUGCAGCACCCACGGAGGAGGACAAAGAAGAGGGAAAACAGCCAUAUUUGCUAGCGUCACCUUGGACCGUGCUGCUCCGCCAGCGGACCAAUCAGCCUGCAAACUAACCUCAAGCCACGAAACACCACCAGGAGGGAACGGCAUGAAUCAUCUGAAGAAAGGCACGAGUUGGCGCAGGGACGCCGAGACGUCGUUCACGUCCUCGGAAACGUCACUGUCCGAAGACACCGAGCAGAUCCUGUCCUCGUGGAAACGGCUCGUGCAGCGCCACGAUCUACCUGAACGCCGAGACGCUGCAUUUGCGAGGCAUCGCCAGGCGGAGUACGGUGCCGCUCCGCUCGCUGCGUCCCCCAGAGAAGCCGCGCUUCGCCGCCCGUCGUCGUUCCCAUACGGGACAUGGCCAAUCCCGGUGAAUCACUCCUCUUCGUCGGAGUGCAACGAGGAUGACACCGACGCGUCCGAGGUGUCCCUCACUACGAGCCUUUGCUACGCUGCGCUCGUGGUCGCCACGGCACUGCUAGCGCUAUCCACAGCGGUAGUUCUGGUCCGGCUGGUGCCUGGCACCAGCGAAAGCGCAUCGUCCCGCAACGCAGCUCAAGGAUCUCGAGCCCACAACGCUGUCCCGAGCUCUGCAAUGGCGCCACCACCGGCAGCGAAGACCACAGUCCAUGCCACUGCGCCCAACCCACGGGGCGAAGGCUUGCUGCACGCCGUGGGCUCCAUCACAGAAGAGGAAAAAGAACAAGUUUCCAACACCAGCAGAUCCAAGGGCGAAGGAAGUUCGGGAAAUAAUACCAUGCAGCAUCCUCGAGGGCUUCCGGAAAACCUUAGGACAACAGUGCCUCCAGGUGGAGAAAACUCCGAUGACAGCUACCACCACCUGUGUGACAUUGUGUUCUACACGCACUGUCCGAGGACCGCUCGCGAGUUCUACUUCAACGGGGCGACAAACUCCUGCGCGAGAGCGACCACGUCGUACGGUACGGAGGUGUGCAACCGCAGCCCCAACAGGUUUGCCUCCAGGGCGAGCUGCGAGAAAAGCUGCGUGCACGUCAGCCACCCCUCGGGCAGGUGCCUAGACAGGCCUGUCUUUUCUCAAUGCAGGAGCGCUGACCUCAAGAGGAGCACGUGGUUCUUCGAGGGCGAAACGUGCCAACCGUGGGACUUCCCUUCAGGGAGGUGUCCAAUGGCUGACGGUGACCUCUUCGGCAGUCGACAGGCGUGCAUAAAGAAGUGCGUUAACAACCAGACGUACCUGCCCCUGUGCCGAACGCCGCCGUCAGGAACCUGCAGCCCCCGCCACCUAAAGUUCCCGUACUUCGCGGCCAAGCUACCCGGCUCGCCCAAGAUGCGAUGUCUCAAGACAGCGGCUCUGGGCCUACAGAAACGACUCUGUCUGACCGGGACUAACCGGUUUUCUUCACUCGGAUCCUGUAAGAGGACCUGUGGUCAUGACGUAGGUGGGAGGCGUCGAAAUUGACUCCGGCUGACCUGCCGUCGUCCUAUGAGAGCGCCACCGUGUUGUGUCUGUCAUCUCCAUAGCAAUCUUUUGAUCUGUUUUCUUCCUAAUGUAACCUUACGAUAAGAGUGGCUCGGUGUUUUCUUCUUUUCGACAUGAGUGGUUCGCGCAAUUUCCAACUUGUUUAAAGGUAUAUUACUGCGGAA
Messenger RNA from Dermacentor albipictus, 1666 nucleotides. RefSeq lists its product as uncharacterized. Gene Ontology annotation, molecular function: serine-type endopeptidase inhibitor activity. Lineage: Eukaryota; Metazoa; Arthropoda; Arachnida; Ixodida; Ixodidae. The record is from RefSeq and is a predicted model, not a curated record.